This is a messenger RNA of Onychostoma macrolepis, 1762 nucleotides long. It is a transcript of the gene ccdc77, whose product is annotated as coiled-coil domain containing 77. Bases 142 to 1581 code for a protein of 479 amino acids. The record is from RefSeq and is a predicted model, not a curated record. Lineage: Eukaryota; Metazoa; Chordata; Actinopteri; Cypriniformes; Cyprinidae. Gene Ontology annotation, cellular component: centrosome. The transcript has 12 exons.
CGCCAGGCUGCGUCGCUGUUGCGCAGACUCCGACGCAGUCAGAACGCGCUCCAUUAAACACCGAGACUUCCGGUUUGAAACCGGCGUGUUUUAAAAGCGAGCGUCGAACACACACACGCAUGCAGAAGGCCAUACACUGUGAUGAUGGAUUAUCCUACAAAAGAACGUAAAAGUCCUGAGCUCAGCCCGCAGCGUGAGUCUCCGCUGCCCUCCGUCUCGGAGCGUCUGGCGUAUCUGCGACCGUCCCGUGAGCUGCUGGAGUUCUACAGGCAGAAGGUGGCGCAGUUUGAUGGAGAGCAUGAUGACCUGCUGCAGAUGCUGGAGAAGUACAGGAGCACGGCGGAGGAGCAGCAUAAGUUGCAGUGGGAGGUGCGUCAGCGCGAGGAGGAGAUCGCGGAGCUCCAGAAUGCUCUCAGUGAUAUGCAGGUGUAUCUGUUCCAGGAGCGAGAGCAGGCGCUGCGACUGUACGCUGAGAACGACCGCCUCAAGAUCAGAGAGCUGGAGGACCGGAAAAAGAUCCAGCAUCUUCUAGCGCUGGUGGGUCCAGAUCCAGGCGAGAUCACGUAUUUCCAUCGCGAGCCUCCAUACAAGGUCACCGUCCCUCAGAAGAAGGUUCAGCUGAGAUCACAUGAGGACUCAAAGGUGGUGAAACCGAGGCCUGUAUCAGUGAAAGGAAGCAAGAAAUCGUCCAGAGAAGAAGAUGCCACAAGUUCAGAGCAGUACAAGAGAGACAACCAGACGUUACUGCUGCAGGUGGAGGCGCUGCAGGCUCAGCUGGAGGAGCAGACACGGCUGGCUAAAGAGCAGGUGGAGGCGCUGCUGGAGGACAGACGCAUUCAUCAGGAGGAGAGACAGGUACAGCACCAGCGCGACAAGGACAGAAUCACGGCCCUCACCGACAAACUGCAGCGCACACAGAACCUGCUGUACGAGAGCACCAGGGACUUCCUGCAGCUGAAGUUUGAGAGUCGAGCUCACGAGAAGAGCUGGAUGCUGGAGAAGGACCGGCUGCUGCGAGAGCUGGACUCCUGUCAGGAGCGGCUGCGAGAGGAGCGCAGUUUCCCCGAGCAGCCUCCGCCUCUGUCUGCAGACGCUCUGUUCAUCUCACAGCCCAAACACGAGAGCAGCCACACACACCGGGAGGAGAUCCGGCAGGCUUUGCAGGAGGAACUGAAACAGGCUCAUAAACUGGCUGACAUGUACCGAGAGCAGUGUGUGAAUAUGGAGACGGACCUGUCCCAGAUCAGAGAGGAGGGCGACGUGGGCCGAGAGAUCUUCAAAGAGCGCUCUGAUAAGAUGGCCAAACGUCUGCAGCUGAUGACUAAACGUUAUGAAGCUCUGGAGAAAAGACGGGCCAUGGAGGUGGAGGGAUUCAAGACCGAUAUCAAACUCCUGCGGCAGAAAGUCAAAGACGUGGAGAAAUAUCUCUUUAAAUUGACACUCAACGUGGGCCCUGAUCAAGACCUGGCGAUUCUCCAUGAAGUUCGACAGACCAACAGCCGCACGGUGAAGGUCCAGAAUGAGCUGAAGAACCUGAGGGCCAAAAUCUACAAACUGGAGAACGACCUGAGAUUCUGCUGAAGACUCAUGACGAGGAUCGAUAAGAUGAACUCUAAGAUGAGUCACAUAUCCAUACAUUUUUAUGAUUUGGAGUAUGAAGAACUUCUGAAUGAUUCAGAGGAAAGCUGGACACCAUAGAGCUGAGUGUUUAUUUGUGCUGCUGAAUUUUGUGUAUUAGAUAAAUAAAGGUUGACUUUUUGUA